AUGAUGACAGAACGAUUCCGACGGAUUAACGAGACCGAGCGCGAAAUUGCAGCCAACGAAGCCCGACUUGCAGAUAUGGAACGGUCCAUGAAGGUACGCGAGGAGGCCCUGCAGGAGUCGAUCCGUCAACGGGAGAUUCGUAUGGAACAGGCGUUGCGCGAAGCCGAGGAACAGUUUGCGAGACAGGACCAGGAACGUGCCGCACUCUUGAACCAUCAUCAUCUUCAGCAACAGCAACAAGCUCGGUCUGCAGAGUUGUACCAGAACCCCUUUGCCUCCAACCAUGACCUCCAUCAACAGACUACCACACCACCACCUGCCAACAACAACACUGCCGCUACCGUCGCCUCUGCCGCUGCUUUGCCUAUCAUCGCCACUGCUGCUGUGACUGCUGCUGCUUCGUCUGAGGUCGAUCCCCGCCCCGCCAACGCGAUCCUUCGUCACGAUCUGAGCAGCAACCACCAGUUGAACGUUAACCCUUUCGAGGACCCCUCUAGUCUUCUCGAGAAUGCUUCCUCAUCAUCCCUAUCAUCAUCUCGCCGAUCAUCCAUCCACGGCGCAGACGAAGACCUUCACCAUAUGUCGGAUGCCGACGACCGUUCUGACACCAUUGGCCGUGAUAGCGAGGACGAGGAAGAGUUGGACUGGACCGAGGCUGAGGUUGGAAGCAUUGGAUCCCACGAUUCUGAAGACUCUUGGGGCCCUCUUUAG
This is a messenger RNA of Linnemannia hyalina, 711 nucleotides long. Lineage: Eukaryota; Fungi; Mortierellomycota; Mortierellomycetes; Mortierellales; Mortierellaceae. The record is from the annotation of a GenBank genome assembly.